UGACUGGUAAAUAUUUGGUAAUUAAAAAGAAUUAUAUCUGAAGUACCUAAAUUGUUAAAUGGCUCCAAAACGGCGUGGGCGCCCCCCAAAGGGUAGCCGUAAGGAUCAGGGCACUCCUCCGAUCCCAACUGCCAGUCCCUCUACUCAAGCCGCUCCGCAGGAGGGAGGGACGAGCAAUCCCCAAGUGUCCGCCUUUGUUCAGGAACUUAUGGCAGAGAUAAGACGCCAAGUAUCCCCUGCCACGAGUGUACCACCUCCAUCCCCAGUGGUCUCUACUCCUGUGGCUCCUGCUUCGGUUUCCCCUGUUCCUAUCUCUUCUGCUCCUGCUGUGCCUACCUGGAAGAUUUAUACAGAAUUCCAGAAGUUGAUGAAGAACAAGGGAUUCGAUGGCACUGCAGGUUUUGAGCAGGUGGAAUCAUGGAUCACCGAGGUGGAGCGGGGAUUCUACCUGCUACAUGUUUCUGAUGACCUUAAGGUUAAUGUAGGCACUUACAUGCUUAGUGGGAAGGCGUUAACUUGGUGGGAGAGUUAUCGGAAGCUGCACCAAGGAGAGCCUGAAUUGAACACCUGGGAUGGUUUCAAGAAGGUGUUCAUGCGGGAGUACAUAUCGGACAGCAAAAGGCGAGAACUGCAAAGAGAAUUUGCAGAUUUAAAGCAAGGGUCAGGUACUAUUGAGAAGUACAAGGAGGAAUUUGACCGCUAUCUGCCUUUUGUGGGUGGCCAAGUCGGCGACGAGCAAGCCAAAGCCGACAAAUUUUUGUGGGGCUUGAAUUCUGACAUUUACUUGGCGGUAAAUCAAUUUAAACCCGCCACUUAUCGGGAGGCUGCGGACAGAGCCAUAGAUCAGGAGAAAGCUAUGGCUAGAGUCAAGUCCUCAGGACAGCCUAGUGUCGGAUCAUCCCUUGGGAAGAGGAAGUUUGAGGGGAGUCGUCGAUCCCUUUUCCUUGCACCACCUAGGUCUGGAAGCAGUAAGGGUUCUAGAUGGUCAGGAGCUACCAAGACUGGGGGCCAGGCAUCCACGGCUCAACGUGCUCGCCCUACUCCACCUACUUGCAACUUUUGUGGGAGGGUUGGGCACACCCAUGAUCAGUGCCACUUUGUUACUGGAGCUUGCUUCAGAUGUGGCAAGCAAGGACAUCAGAUUGCAAAUUGUCCGCUGCCAGACUCUAAAACUCAAAGUACUCAAUCUACAUCUCAACAGGGGUCUACCAAUCAGGGGGCGCUGAAACAAAAUGUUGGGGUUAGGACAAGAGCCCAACAGGCAAGAGCCCAAGCCCAGCAGGCAAGAGUCCACGUGAUGACCCAUCAGGAAGCUGCGGCUACCGACGUAAUCACGGGUACCUUGCCUGUUAACUCUGAUUUUGCACAUGUUUUAUUUGAUUCGGGUGCAUCGCACUCUUUUAUUGCUCGAUUUUAUGCUUUGGAACGAGCUUUGCCUGUUGAUACCUCUGAUUUUGAAUUGCAUGUGGACACCCCUUUAGGAGGGGUGAUGACUACUAGAGAUGUGUGUAGGACUGUAGACACUUAUGUUGAUGGUAGACAGCUGAGUGCUAGGCUGUUUGUGUUAGAUAUCUCCGAUUUUGAUAUCAUUUUGGGGAUGGAUUGGUUGUCAGAGCAUUUUGCCUCUAUAGACUGCCAUCGGAAAUGGGUAAUUUUUAAUAUUCCUGGUGAGCCAGAAUUUAGUUUUCAAGGCAGUGGUUCUUUUGCUCCACCCGUGGUAGUAUCUGCCUUGCAGGCUCAGAAAUAUCUUGUAAAUGGUUGCCAGGGUUUUCUAGUCUCUGUUACUGAUGCUAGUAGUGUGACAUCGAGACUAGAGGACAUACCGGUGGUACGUGAGUUUCCGGAUGUGUUUCCGGAGGAUCUUCCAGGUUUACCUCCGGAUAGAGAGGUUGAAUUUGCUAUUGACCUCGUUCCUGGCACCGGACCCGUUUCCAAAGCACCAUACCGUAUGGCUCCUGCAGAACUGAAGGAGUUAAAAGUACAGCUGGAGGAACUCCUUGAGAAAGGGUUUAUACGCCCUAGUGUAUCACCUUGGGGAGCUCCAAUGCUGUUUGUCAAGAAGAAGGAUGGGAGCAUGAGGCUAUGCAUUGAUUACUGGGAAUUGAAUAAGGUGACUGUGAAGAACCGGUAUCCCCUUCCUAGAAUUGAUGACUUGUUUGACCAGCUCAAGGGUGCUCAGGUAUUUUCUAAGAUUGAUCUUCGAUCUGGCUACCACCAAUUGAAGAUUAAACCGGAUGAUGUGCCAAAGACUGCCUUUCGCACCCGUUAUGGUCAUUAUGAGUUCAUAGUCAUGCCAUUUGGCUUGACGAAUGCUCCUGCCAGAUUUAUGGAUUUGAUGAAUCGGGUAUUUGGUAAGUACCUAGAUCAGUUUGUGGUUGUCUUCAUUGACGACAUUUUGAUCUACUCUUCUAGCCGCACUCUUCAUGAAAAGCACCUAAGGACAGUUCUCGAGACGUUGAGAAGGGAGAGGCUGUUUGCUAAAUUUAAGAAGUGUGAAUUUUGGCUAGACAAUGUUGCAUUCCUAGGUCACGUGGUGACUAAGGAUGGGAUCUCUGUUGACCCCCAGAAAAUUGAGGCCGUGGUGAAUUGGAAAAGAAUUGCUCUGCCCAUGACUCGUCUUAUCAGGAAGGACACCAAGUUUGAGUGGACCCCAGAGUGUGAGAAGAGCUUUUUGACCUUGAAGGAGAAGUUGGUCACUGCCCCUGUACUUGCACUUCCAAUUAAUGGGGAAAGAUUCACUAUAUAUAGUGAUGCCUCUAAAAAGGGUUUGGGAUGUGUCUUGAUGCAAAAAGAUAGGGUUAUUGCAUAUGCUUCUCGGCAAUUGAAGCCUUAUGAAGAAAAUUACCCUACCCAUGAUCUGGAGUUGGCAGCUGUAGUAUUUACACUUAAGAUCUGGAGGCAUUAUCUGUAUGGUGAGACUUGUGACAUCUUCACUGAUCACAAGAGCCUUAAGUAUAUUUUCACUCAAAAGGAACUUAAUAUGAGGCAGAGGCGAUGGCUUGAACUUUUAAAGGACUACGACUUGACCAUUAGCUACCAUCCGGGCAAGGCUAACAAGGUAGCAGAUGCGUUGAGUAGGAAGUCCUCUGGCACUGCCUCUAGCAUCCUUGCCAUUCAGAAGGAGUUACUUGAGGAUCUUGUGAAACUGGAUGUGGAGUUGAGAGUGGACAGCACUACAGCUUAUCUAGCUGCUCUCAGGGCACAACCGGCAUUAAUAGAUAGAAUUAAACUUGCCCAACAAAAAGAUUCCUUCUUGCAGAAGAUGAAGGAAAAAGUAAAAGCCGGGGAACCCCACAUGCAAGAAUUCAGAAUUUCAGAUGACGAGAUUCUGUGGUUUGGUGAUAGGCUGUGUGUACCCAGAAACCAUGCUUUAAGGGGUGAGAUUAUGGGAGAUGCCCAUUAUACUAGCUAUACAAUUCACCCAGGUAGCACCAAGAUGUAUCGCGAUUUGCGUAGUACAUUUUGGUGGCGGAACAUGAAGAGGGAGAUAGCUAGAUUUGUCUCGCAAUGCCUGACUUGCCAGAAAGUCAAGGCUGAACACCAGAGACUUCCUGGAAAACUGCAGCCGUUACCUAUUCCCCAGUGGAAGUGGGAGAACAUCACCAUGGACUUUGUGACUGGAUUAGCACGAACCCUGAAAGGUAAUGAUUCCGUUUGGGUCAUCGUUGAUCGAUUGACCAAAUCAGCUCACUUCUUACCCUACCGGACUGGCACCUCCAUUGAAAAGCUUGCCAACAUGUAUAUGGAGGAGAUAGUCAAACUACAUGGAGUCCCUGUGUCUAUUGUGUCAGAUAGAGAUACCAGAUUUUUAUCUCAUUUCUGGACAAGCUUGCAGCAGGCACUUGGUACUCAAUUAAAUUUCAGCACGGCCUUUCAUCCUCAAACUGAUGGGCAAUCUGAGAGAACUAUUCAGAUACUUGAGGAUAUGUUGAGGGCUUGUGUUCUAGAUUGGAAGGGUUCAUGGGAUCAACACUUAUCCAUGGCUGAAUUUGCAUACAAUAAUAGUUAUCAGUCCAGCAUCCGCAUGGCACCAUUUGAGGCUUUGUAUGGUCGAAGGUGUAGAUCACCUGUCUGUUGGACGGAAGUGGGCGAAAGGAGCAUUUUAGGCCCAGAAUUGGUGCAACAAUCCUCUGAGAUUGUGCAGUUGAUCAAGGAACGCCUUCGUGCUGCACAAAGCAGGCAGAAAAGCUAUGCGGAUAGAAGGAGGCGAGACCUUGAGUUUGAAGUUGGUGACCACGUAUUUUUGAAGGUGUCACCCACUCGAGGUGUUCUCAGGUUUGGCAUCCGGGGAAAAUUGAGUCCGAGAUAUAUUGGACCAUAUCCCAUCUUGGAAAGGAUUGGCGAGGUAGCUUAUAAAUUGGAGUUGCCUGGAAAUCUAGCGGGUGUUCAUGAUGUGUUUCAUGUGUCCCUACUUAGGAAGUACGUCCCCGACCCGAGUCACAUCAUUAAUCCCGAACCAAUUCAACUCCGGGAGGAUCUUACUUAUGACGAGCACCCGAUCCGCAUUUUAGAUUUCAAGGAGAGGGUAAUGCGGAAAAGGACCAUUCGUUUUGUCAAGGUCCUCUGGGACAACCAUUCGAUUAAAGAAGCUACUUGGGAGUUGGAAUCCAAGAUGAGGCAGGACCAUCCGCACCUCUUCCAAGAUUGAGGUAUGAGUUUAGGGGACUAAACUCCUUUUUAGGAG
Messenger RNA from Rubroshorea leprosula, 4684 nucleotides. NCBI's taxonomy places the organism in Eukaryota, Viridiplantae, Streptophyta, Magnoliopsida, Malvales, Dipterocarpaceae. The record is from the annotation of a GenBank genome assembly.